AUGUCUCAGUUCGGUGACUUUGACGCUGUGCGCAACGACAUUAUUGCUAUCUUGAAGAACAAGGACUACGAUGAUGGAUCGAUUGGUCCUGUUCUUGUUCGUCUAGCUUGGCAUUCUUCUGGUACCUACAGCAAGGAGGAUGACACUGGCGGCUCCAACGGUGCCGGCAUGCGCUACGAGGAGGAGGGUGGUGACCCUGCCAACUAUGGUCUCCAGAAUGCUCGUACUUUCCUUGAGCCUAUCAAGAAAAAGCAUCCCUGGAUCACCUACGCCGACCUCUGGACUCUCGCCGGCGUCGUUGCUAUCAAGGGUAUGGGCGGUCCUGACAUCGAGUGGAAGCCGGGCCGCACGGACUUUGCUAACACCAAAUACAUUCCUCCGCGUGGCCGCCUGCCCGAUGGUGCGCAGGGCAAUGACCACCUCCGUCACAUCUUCUAUCGUAUGGGAUUCAACGACCAGGAGAUUGUGGCUCUUUCUGGUGCUCACAACCUGGGUCGUUGCCACAAGCACAACUCUGGUUUCGAUGGCCCUUGGGUUGUCAACCCCACUCGCUUUGCUAACACCUACUUCAAGCUACUUCUAGAUCUGAAGUGGGAGCCCCGCAAGUGGGACGGCAACUUCCAGUACUCUGCUCGCGCGCCUGGUAUGGAUGAGGAUGACGAGCCGCUCAUGAUGCUUCCCACUGACUACGCCCUCAUCCAGGACGACAAGUUCCGUCCCUGGGUUGAGAAGUACGCUGCUGACAGGGACCUGUUCUUCCAGGACUUUGCCAAGGCAUUCGCCAAACUCAUUGAACUCGGUGUCUACCGCGACGAAGAUGGCAUCGCCCGCUGCGACAAGCGCGAUGCCAAAGGCUCGUACAUCUCGGCCCCCAAGAAGAGUGACACGGUGGCGGCUAAGCCGCACUUGUAA
Molecule: messenger RNA, 912 nt
Organism: Malassezia sympodialis ATCC 42132
Lineage: Eukaryota; Fungi; Basidiomycota; Malasseziomycetes; Malasseziales; Malasseziaceae
Product: peroxidase
Biological process (GO): hydrogen peroxide catabolic process; response to reactive oxygen species; cellular response to oxidative stress
Molecular function (GO): peroxidase activity; heme binding
Source: RefSeq, a predicted model, not a curated record